This is a messenger RNA of Drosophila persimilis, 6813 nucleotides long. RefSeq names its product DNA polymerase epsilon catalytic subunit A (gene DNApol-epsilon255). Gene Ontology annotation, biological process: DNA replication proofreading; nucleotide-excision repair, DNA gap filling; mitotic cell cycle. The record is from RefSeq and is a predicted model, not a curated record. Gene Ontology annotation, molecular function: nucleotide binding; single-stranded DNA 3'-5' DNA exonuclease activity; DNA-directed DNA polymerase activity. The transcript has 4 exons. Lineage: Eukaryota; Metazoa; Arthropoda; Insecta; Diptera; Drosophilidae. The coding region runs from base 1 to 6726 and encodes 2241 amino acids. Gene Ontology annotation, cellular component: epsilon DNA polymerase complex; nucleus.
AUGGCUGAAAUUGGCAAAGCCAAAACUCUGCAAAACACUGGAAAAUUCGUUAGCGAAAACAGAACUGAAGGCGAUGACUUUUACAACGAGGCAGGCUACCGUCAGUCGCGGGAGAAUGAUAAAAUUGAUUCAAAAUAUGGCUUCGAUAGAGUCAAGGAUAGCCAGGAGCGCACUGGCUAUCUCAUCAAUAUGCAUGCGAACGAAGUGCUGGAUGAGGAUCGUCGGUUGAUAGCCGCCUUGGAUCUUUUCUUUAUCCAAAUGGAUGGAUCCCGCUUCAAGUGCACAGUGGCCUACAAGCCCUAUUUGCUGGUGCGACCCGAUGACAACAUGCACCUGGAGGUGGCACGCUUCUUGGGGCGCAAAUACUCCGGACAGAUCGCCAGCCUGGAGCACAUAUCCAAAGAGGAUCUGGACCUGCCCAACCAUCUGUCAGGCUUGCAGCAGAACUACCUGAAGCUCUCGUUCCUCAACCAGACGGCCAUGACGAAGGUGCGUCGCGAGCUAAUGGCCGCCGUGCGGCGUAACACGGAGCGGCAGAAAUCCAACACGUACUACAUGCAAAUGCUGGCGACAUCCUUGGCCCAAUCCUCGGCGAACACGGAGGAGGGGCUGGGCAAGCGGCAGCAGGACUACAUGGACUGCAUCAUGGACAUACGCGAGCACGAUGUGCCCUACCAUGUGAGGGUCUCCAUAGAUCUGCGAAUAUUCUGCGGGCUGUGGUACAACAUUCGCUGCAGGAGCGGCGUGGAGAUGCCUCACAUCUCGCCGAGGCCGGAUAUCUUGGACAGACCCGAACCCGUGGUCCUGGCCUUCGAUAUAGAGACCACUAAGCUGCCGCUGAAGUUUCCCGAUGCCCAAACGGAUCAGAUAAUGAUGAUAUCCUACAUGAUCGAUGGCCAGGGAUUUCUGAUAACCAACCGGGAGAUUAUCUCCUCGAAUGUGGACGACUUUGAGUACACCCCAAAGCCGGAAUUCGAGGGGAAUUUCGUGGUCUACAACGAGGACAACGAGAUGCAGCUCCUGCAGAAGUUCUUCGAUCACAUCAUGGAGGUGCGUCCCCACAUCAUUGUCACCUACAACGGGGACUUUUUCGACUGGCCUUUUGUGGAGACGCGUGCCGCCGUCUACGACCUGGAUAUGAAGCAGGAGAUUGGCUUCUCCAAGAUGCGGGAUGGCAUCUAUCUGAGUCGCCCCUCCAUCCACAUGGACUGCCUCUGCUGGGUGAAACGUGACUCAUACCUACCGGUGGGCUCUCAGGGCCUCAAGGCUGUGGCCAAAGCCAAACUGCGCUACGAUCCCGUGGAGCUGGAUCCCGAGGACAUGUGCCGCAUGGCCGUAGAGCAGCCCCAGGUGCUGGCCAACUACUCGGUGUCGGAUGCGGUGGCCACGUACUACCUCUACAUGAAGUACGUGCAUCCGUUCAUCUUUGCCCUGAACACCAUCAUUCCCAUGGAACCCGACGAGAUUCUGCGCAAGGGCUCGGGCACCCUCUGUGAGACGCUGCUCAUGGUGGAGGCCUACCACGCGAACAUCGUCUAUCCCAACAAGCAACAGGCGGAGCUGAACAAGCUCUCCAACGAGGGUCAUGUCCUGGACUCCGAGACCUAUGUCGGCGGCCAUGUGGAAGCUCUGGAGUCUGGUGUGUUUCGGGCGGAUAUCCCCUGUCGCUUCCGGCUGGAUCCCACGAUGGUGAAGCAGCUUAUGGAGCAAAUCGAUGGUGUCCUGCGUCAUGCCAUCGUCGUGGAGGAGGGCAUACCCAUGGAGCAGGUCCUGAAUCUCGAGGAAGUCAAACAGGAGAUUCUCCAAGGCUUGCAGGGCCUUCACGACAUACCCAAUCGUCUGGAGCAGCCGGUCAUCUAUCAUUUGGAUGUGGGUGCCAUGUACCCCAAUAUCAUUCUGACGAAUCGCCUGCAACCCUCGGCGAUGGUCAGCGACCUGGACUGUGCCGCCUGUGACUUCAACAAGCCCGGGGUCCGGUGCAAACGCUCCAUGGACUGGCUGUGGCGCGGAGAGAUGCUGCCUGCGUCGCGCAACGAGUUCCAGCGGAUCCAGCAGCAGCUGGAGACGGAAAAGUUUCCAUCGCUCUUCCCGGGCGGACCGACGCGCGCCUUCCACGAGCUCUCCAAGGAGGACCAGGCGGCGUACGAGAAGAAGCGUCUGUCAGACUACUGCCGCAAGGCAUACAAGAAGACGAAGCUCACAAAACUGGAGACCCGCAACUCGACCAUCUGCCAGAAGGAGAACAGCUUCUAUGUGGACACGGUGCGCGCCUUCAGGGACCGCCGAUACGAGUACAAGGGUCUCACGAAGGUGGCCAAGGCCUCAGUCACGUCCGCUGUGGCCUCGGGGGAUGCAGCCGAGAUCAAGGCGGCAAAGGGCAGAGAGGUGCUCUACGAUUCCCUGCAGCUGGCCCACAAGUGCAUCCUGAACUCCUUCUACGGCUAUGUGAUGCGACGAGGUGCUCGCUGGCACUCGAUGCCCAUGGCGGGUAUUGUCUGCCUCACGGGAUCGAAUAUCAUCACCAAGGCGCGGGAGAUCAUCGAGCGGGUGGGUCGUCCCUUGGAACUGGACACGGAUGGUAUAUGGUGCAUACUGCCAGGAUCCUUUCCGCAGGAGUUCACCGUGCAAACGAGCCACGAGAAGAAAAAGAAGAUCAACAUCUCCUACCCGAAUGCAGUGCUCAAUACAAUGGUCAAGGAUCACUUUACCAACGAUCAGUACCACGAAUUGAGGAAGAACGAGGAUAAAGAGGGCGAAUAUCCCGCUCCCCAGUAUGACAUCCGUGAUGAGAAUUCCAUUUUCUUUGAGGUGGAUGGUCCCUAUCUCGCCAUGGUCCUGCCCGCCGCCAAGGAGGAGGGCAAGAAGCUAAAAAAACGCUAUGCAGUCUUCAACUUCGAUGGAUCCCUGGCGGAGCUCAAGGGUUUCGAGGUGAAGCGUCGCGGCGAACUGCAGUUGAUCAAGAAUUUCCAGAGCUCCGUGUUCGAGGCCUUCCUGGCGGGCAGCACCUUGGAGGAGUGCUAUGGAUCGGUGGCCAAAGUGGCCGACUACUGGCUGGAUGUCCUCUACAGUCGCGGCUCCAAUCUGCCCGACUCGGAGCUAUUCGAGCUGAUUGCCGAGAACAAGUCGAUGUCGAAGAAGCUGGAGGAGUACGGCGCCCAGAAGAGCACCUCCAUUUCGACGGCCAAGCGGCUGGCCGAGUUCCUGGGCGAGCAAAUGGUCAAGGAUGCGGGUCUCGCCUGCAAAUACAUCAUCUCCAAGAAACCCGAAGGUGCUCCCGUCACGGAGCGGGCCAUUCCGCUGGCCAUCUUUCAGUCGGAGGCGAGUGUGCGGCGGCAUCAUCUCCGUCGCUGGCUCAAGGACAACACCAUGGGUGACGCGGACAUCAGGGAUGUCCUUGAUUGGAACUACUACAUCGAGCGGUUAGGUGGCACCAUACAGAAGAUCAUCACUAUUCCAGCGGCCCUGCAGGGACUGGCCAAUCCCGUGCCGAGGGUCCAGCAUCCCGACUGGCUGCACAAGAAGAUGCUGGAGAAGAACGAUGUCCUCAAGCAGCGGCGCAUCAAUGAGAUCUUCACGAGUCGCCCGAAACCGAAGCCGGCGCUGGAGGACAAGCAACUGGAGCUGCGGGACAUGGAGGAUCUCGCGGGCAAGGAAAUUGAGGACCCCACAGGCUUGCCAAUGGUCACAAAGAGGAAACGAGUCCAACUGGAGGAAGGCGAGGAGGAGGAGACGCCGCAGGCCACUACCUGGAGACAGGCUCUGGGCGCCCCACCGGCCAUUGGCGACACCCGCAAGACCAUCGUCGAGUGGGUGCGUUUCCAGAAGAAGAAGUGGAAAUGGCAGCAAGAGCAGCGCCAGCGAUCGCGACAGGCCUCCAAGCGGGUGCGCAACGAAGAGGCACCGAUCCCCAGGGCCCCCGGAGCCACAGCCACUUUGGGAGGAUUCCUGAGGCGUGCACAGCGCACGCUGUUGGACCAGCCCUGGCAGAUCCUGCAGCUAGUGCCAGUCGAUGAUUUGGGACACUUUACCGUGUGGGCUCUCAUCGGAGAGGAGUUGCAUCGGAUAAAGCUCACGGUGCCCAGGAUUUUCUAUGUGAAUCAGAGGAGCGCUGCCCCUCCAGAGGAGGGACAACUGUGGCGCAAGGUGAACCGCGUGCUUCCCCGCUCCCGACCCAUGUUCAAUCUGUAUCGAUACAGCGUGCCCGAGCAGCUCUUUCGUGAUAAUUCCCUGGGAAUGCUGGCGGAUCUGGCCACGCCAGACAUCGAGGGCAUCUACGAGACGCAAAUGACGCUGGAAUUCCGAGCCCUCAUGGACAUGGGCUGCAUCUGUGGCGUGCAGCGCGAGGAGUCCCGUCGCCUGGCCAUGCUUUCCACCAAGGAGCUGGAGAGCUUCAGCAUCGAGCAGCUGGAACAGCGGCCCCAGACGCAGGUCCAGUACCUGGCGAUGGCCAAUGCGCGGAUGCGGAAGAUCUACUUGUAUCAACACAACACUCCGACGGCCAAGAAGGAAAUCUGGUCGCUCAUACUGAUGCCCAGCAAGAAGGGUUACAUCUUCGCCCUGGACACGGUGCGUGCCAAUCAGAUGCCCAAUCUCCGGCAGAUGUACGCCGCCGAGCGGCUGGCUCUACUCAAGAAUCUCACGGCGGCGGAGCAGGAGAAGAUACCAGCCGAGGACUACACCUUUGAGGUGGUCAUCGAAGUGGAUGUCAAGCAGAUCUACAGGCACAUUCAGCGCGCCCUGACCACCUACAAGCAGGAGCACCAGGGACCCACCAUGAUCUGCUUGCAGACGGCGCUGGAGGCGAGAAAACUCUCGCUGGCCAUGCCCAUUCUGUUGGAGUUUCCCCAGGCCCAGAUCCACAUCUCGGAUGAUGCCAGCCUGCUCUCGGGCUUGGAUUGGCAGCGACAGGGCACCAGGGCCGUGGUUCGGCACUUCCUGAACCUCAACAAUGUCCUCGAUCUGAUGCUGGAUCAGUGUCGGUACUUCCACGUACCCAUUGGCAACAUGCCCCCCGACACAGUUCUCUUUGGAGCGGAUCUGUUCUUCGCCCGCCUUCUGCAGCGCCACAAUUUUGUGCUCUGGUGGUCCGCGAGUACGAGGCCGGAUCUGGGCGGACGCGAGGCGGACGACAGUCGACUACUGGCGGAAUUCGAGGAGAACAUCAGCGUGGUGCAGAACAAGGCGGGCUUCUAUCCGGAUGUCUGUGUAGAACUGGCGCUGGACAGCCUGGCAGUGAGUGCGCUGCUGCAGUCGAACAAGAUUCAGGAGAUGGAGGGCGCCUCCUCGGCCAUCACCUUCGAUGUGAUGCCACAGGCCUCCCUGGAGGAGAUGAUCGGCACUGUGCCGGCGGCCACUCUCCCCAGCUACGAUGAGACGGCCCUCUGCUCCGCGGCCUUUCGCGUGAUGCGUUCCAUGGUGAACGGCUGGCUGCGGGAGGUGUCCAUCAAUCGGAACAUCUUCUCCGACUUUCAGAUCGUGCACUUCUAUCGCUGGGUGCGGUCCAGCAAUGCCCUGCUCUACGAUCCUGCCCUGAGGAGAUCCCUCAACAAUCUCAUGCGAAAGAUGUUCCUGCGGAUCAUAGCGGAGUUCAAGCGCCUGGGCGCCACCAUCGUCUAUGCGGACUUCAAUCGGAUUAUCCUCAGCUCAGGGAAGAAGACCGUGUCGGAUGCCCUGGGCUAUGUGGACUACAUUGUCCAGAGCCUGAGGAACAAGGAAAUGUUCCACUCGAUUCAGCUGUCCUUCGAGCAGUGCUGGAACUUUAUGCUCUGGCUGGACCAGGCCAACUUCUCCGGGAUCCGUGGGAAGCUGCCCAAGGGCAUAGAUGAGACAGUGUCCUCCAUUGUGUCCACCACCAUGCGGCAGGAGAGGGAUAGAAAUCGCGAGGAGGAUGACGACGAUGAUGAUGAUGAUGAUGAGGAGGAGAACAGGGAUCCCUCAGCCAAUGCUGACCAAGAGCCAGAGGCAGAGGAUGAGCUAGCUCUAGAGCUCAAUUGGACCAUCGGGGAGCGGCUGCCCGAGGAGAACGAAUGCCGGGAGAAAUUCGAGUCGCUCAUUACUCUCUUCAUGCAGUCCCUCGCCGAGCGGAAGACCACGGAGCAGGCCAUCAGAGACAUCUCGCACUGUGCCUUUGACUUUAUCCUCAAGCUGCACAAGAACUAUGGCAAGGGGAAGCCCAGUCCGGGACUGGAGCUGAUCCGCACCAUGAUCAAGGUGCUGAGUGUGGACAAGACCCUCGCGGAGCAGAUCAACGAGCUGCGGCGGAACAUGCUGCGUCUCGUGGGCAUCGGCGAGUUCUCGGACAUGGCCGAGUGGCAGGAUCCCUGCGACAGCUACAUCAUCAACGAGGUCAUCUGCAAGGCUUGCAAUCACUGUCGCGAUUUGGAUCUCUGCAAGGACAAGCAUCGCGCCAUGAAGGAUGGCAUACCUGUCUGGUUGUGCGCCCAGUGCUAUGUGGCCUACGACAACGAGGAGAUUGAGAUGCGCAUGCUGGAUGCCCUGCAGCGCAAGAUGAUGUCCUUCGUACUGCAGGAUCUGCGCUGUGCCCGCUGCAACGAGAUCAAGCGCGAGAAUCUGGCCGAAUUCUGCACCUGUGCGGGUAACUUUGUGCCCCUCAUCAGCGGCAAGGACAUCCAGACACUGCUCCAGACAUUCAGCAAGGUGGCCACAAACCACAAGAUGCAGCUGCUCCAGCAAACAGUGCAGCAGGCCAUCGAUACCCCCAGAUAGGGUUUUGUUUCGUUCUUCGUCUUAGAUUAAGGAAAUCAUUUGUAUCGAUAGCAUCUAAAUAUACGAGUACAUAAGCGUUAUAAGAGA